Messenger RNA from Quercus lobata, 2388 nucleotides. Its product is annotated as putative receptor protein kinase ZmPK1. NCBI's taxonomy places the organism in Eukaryota, Viridiplantae, Streptophyta, Magnoliopsida, Fagales, Fagaceae. The record is from RefSeq and is a predicted model, not a curated record. Gene Ontology annotation, molecular function: ATP binding; protein serine/threonine kinase activity. The coding region runs from base 1 to 2388 and encodes 795 amino acids. The transcript has a single exon. Gene Ontology annotation, biological process: protein phosphorylation; recognition of pollen.
AUGGAUAUCUCAAUUUUCUUCCUUCUUCUAUGUCUGUUGCAAACUCUUCCACAAUUAGCUAAUACAUUUGACAGUGACACUCUCGGAGGCACAUCUCUAUCUAUUGAGAACCGGUUGGUUUCAGCAAACGGAGAAUAUUCUGCAGGGUUUUUCCCCGUUGGUGACAACGCUUUCUGCUUUGCCAUAUGGUUCAACAAAUCCACAAAUUCUACAGUUGUUUGGAUGGCAAACCGAGAUGACCCUGUUGAUGGAACAGGUUCAAAGCUUUCUGUUUUGAAUGAAGGGAAACUUAUCCUUACCAAUUCAGUUGGUAUCACUAUUUGGACCACUAGAACACCAGCCUUGGCAACAUCAGAGGCCACCUAUUUGCAACUACAGCUCUUAAACACAGGAAAUCUUGUUCUUAGUAAUUCCAAAAGUGUUAUCAUCUGGCAAAGUUUUGAUUCACCUACAGAUACUCUUCUUCCUCAACAAGCACUCACCAUGCUUUCAAGUCUUAUCUCGAAAAGAAGCCAAGACGACUAUGCUUCAGGCAACUACAAGCUCUUUUUUGACAAUGAUAAUGUCCUCCGCCUGCUUUUUGUAGGUCCAACUAUGACUAGUCUGUACUGGCCGGACCCUUGGGUUACAGACCCUGGAAAAUUACCUCAAAGGGAUCCGCACAAUAGUAGUAGACAUGCGAUACUUCAUGACUCAGGCUAUUUCCGGUCAUCUGACAAUUUCACAUUCUUUGCAACAGAUUUUGGUGUGGUUACUCAUAGACGAUUAACGCUUGAUUCUGAUGGCAAUCUUCGAUCAUACAGCCUGAAAAAGAUGAAUCGGACGUGGGAUUGGGCUGUAACAUGGCAAGUCUCCUCUCAACCAUGCAGAAUUCAUGGCAUCUGUGGACCCAAUAGUCUGUGUAGUGCAGAUCAUGUUUCUGGCAGGAGAUGCUCAUGCUUGCCAGGCUUCAAGGUUAAAGAUCAUACUGAUUGGUCAUAUGGAUGUGAACCAGAAUUCAGUAUCUCUUGCAACCGAAAAGAUCCGUCUAGCUUUGUUCAACUUGAUAAUGUUGAAUACUAUGGCUCGGAUCUAACCGUCUAUGCUAAUAUUACUUUGCCAGAUUGUGAAGACAAAUGCAGGAACUCAUGUAUUUGCAAAGGCUUUCAAUAUAAAUUUGUUGUGUAUAAUGGUUACUAUUUUUGUUACCCCAAGUUUCAACUAGUUAGUGGACACCAUUCACCGAAUUUUGAAGGAGAUUUUUAUUUGAGAGUACCCAAAGCUGGUCUUUCCAAUAACAAGAGUCCUGAUGAAGCAUCCAGAUUGGAGUGCUCUGCCAAAAAUUCCACACAACAAAGAAUAACGUAUGAAAAUAAGACGGUAAAGCUUUUGCUUUGGUUUGCCACAGCAGUGGGAGGUGUUGAGGUGACCUGCAUUGUCUUGGUCUGGCUUUUCUUGUUAAGAAGUAGUAAACAUCCAAAUCCAGCUGCAAAAGGAUACCUCUUGACUAAUAGAUUUCAACGAUUCACCUUCGAUGAGCUAAGAAAAGCGACACGAGGAUUCAAAGAAGUGAUUGGAGCAGGAGCAGGAGGGAUAGUAUACAAAGGUGUACUGCCUAAUCAGCGUGUUGCAGCAAUCAAGCGACUCAAUGAAGCUAACCAAGGAAAAGCUGAAUUUCUAGCAGAAGUAAACACCAUUGGAAUGUUGAACCACAUGUACUUGAUAGAGAUGUGGGGAUACUGUGCAGAGGGAAAGCAUAAGCUCUUGGUGUAUGAGUACAUGGAGCAUGGAUCUUUAGCUGAAAAUCUUAAUUCUAAUGCACUAGAUUGGGAGAAGAGGUUUGAAAUUGCAGUGGGCACCGCGAAAGGCCUAGCAUAUCUUCAUGAAGAGUGCUUAGAGUGGGUCUUACAUUGUGAUGUAAAGCCUCAAAAUAUACUACUAGAUGCUGACUAUCAACCAAAAGUAGCAGAUUUUGGCUUGUCUAAACUACAAAGUAGAAGUACAAUUGAUCGUUCCAACUUUUCUAAGAUGAGGGGAACUAGAGGUUAUAUGGCUCCUGAGUGGAUUUAUAAUCUUCCCAUUACUUCAAAAGUGGAUGUGUAUAGCUAUGGAAUUGUGUUAUUGGAGAUGGUGACUGGAAAAAGCCCAAAUGGCAUGCAUACCUUAGACAACGGAGAGACAAGGGAGCAUAAGAGGUUGGUGACGUUGGUAAGAGAAACUAUUGACUUUGAGAACGCUAUAACAAUGGCAUGGAUUGAGGAAAUUAUAGAUCCCAUGAUCUGUGGUAACUAUGACAAGGUUAAGGUGGAACUUUUGGUCAAAGUGGCUUUGCAAUGUGUGGCAGAAAACAAGGAUGAUAGACCCACCAUGAACCAGGUAGUUGAAAUGCUUGUAAGCCAUGAGGAAUGA